UUGAUUUUAGUCUUGAGCGUAGCCGAUGGGCGGCUCCUAUUCAUGACCAAAGGGUUGACCCCGCCGGAGGGCCGCCGCGGUGAGCAGCAGCAGGCGUCCCCGCAGAACGAGCCAAUCACAGAUCAGGACGGGGCUGCACGCGUGUUUUGAACGGUUCUCAAACGGCUUGAGCCGAGAGCAGGUCAGGACGGAGCCGACCUGAGACAUUUUAAACAUUUUAAAGUUUUAAAGCUUAAGAAGCGACCAUGAGAAAAAGCGAGGUGCUUGCAGCAGAAGCGGUGUCGUGCCUGAACAAGGCGCUGUGCCACCUGAAGGACAUCUGGGAGGAGAUCGGCAUCCCGGAGGACCAGAGGCUGCAGAGAACCAACGUGGUGAAGACUCACAUCAAGAAUUUACUUGAAAUGAUGAUUAAAGAAGAGGAUUCUCUGAAAACCAGACUCGUAAACAGCAUUGAAGCAUGUAAGGUUGAAAUGGAGAAACUCUGCUUGGACCUCCGAAUGACGGUUUUUGAGGAGGAGAGAGGCGUUAGCAUCCUCCAGCAGGAGAAGAACAUCCGCACACAGGUGGAGGCUCUGACGGCGGAGAAAACCCAGCGGAUGCAGCAGCUGAAAGCCCUGCUGGAUCAGGACCAGGACUUGUGCGAUAUUUUGUGCUCCAUGCCGUACGGCAUCGUUCCAGACUCUGUCCCCUCGCUGGAGCAGCUGGAGAACUUCCGCCAACACAUCACCAACCAGAAUGACGAGAAGGAAAAGCGCUAUGCUGAGUUCAUGGACAUCAAGAAGCAGAUCAUUGUUCACAUGGAGGUGCUGGACCACGUCCCAGAGACCAGCUUUGAGAAGGACGUUGUCUGUGAGGAUGAAGACUCCUUCUGCCUUUCAAGAGACAAUAUCACAUCAGUCAAACUGCUUCUUUGCCAGCUGGAGGAACGCAAAGCGUCUAACGAGGCGACAUGUGAAAGUCACAGAGAAAACAUCCAGCGGCUGUGGGACAGACUAGAGGUUCCCCAAGAGGAGAGGGAGGUGUUCAACGAACACAUGGUCUCAUCCCGGAGGAGGAACCUGGAAGCGUUACAAGCAGAAGUCCAGCGCCUACAAGCACUCAAAAUGCUGAACAUCCAUAACGUCACAGAGGCGAUCCGCUCUGAGAUCGCCGUGUUUUGGGAAAAGUGUUUCUUCAGCACUGAUCAGCGGCAGGAUUUUGCACCCUAUUUCAGCGAGGAUUUUGAUGAGGAACUGUUGACUCUGCACGAUGCUGAGAUCCAGCGUUUGAGGCAGCAUUAUGAGGAGCACAAGGAGCUUUUUGAAGGCAUCCACAGAUGGGAAGAAAGUUGGAGACUCUUCUUGGAACUGGAGAAAAAAGCGUCAGAUCCAACAAGAUUCACCAACAGAGGAGGAAAUCUUCUAAAAGAGGAGAAACAGAGAUCCGAGCUGCAUAAAAACCUGCCAAAGCUUGAAAAGAAAUUGAAAGCUCAGAUUGACGCCUGGGAGAGUGAGCAGGGCCGCGAGUUCUUUGUGAACGGCCAGAAAUUUCUGGAGUAUGUGGAGGAACAGUGGGAGCUGCACCGAAUCGAGAAGGAAAAAGAAAAACUGGAGCGGCACCUGAAGAAGAACAAACAGACUGAGGAGGACAUGCUGUACGGGACAGCAGUACGGACGCCAACCAAGCGCAGAUUCCUCGGCACAAACACGCCAAAUAAGUCACGGAAGAUGAUUAAUGCCACUUCCAGCGUUUCUAGCGCCACGUCUAACAGCACCAUGCGCUCUGCCUUUGGUGGGACUGUCUGUCGCUCACCCGUGCCCCGCCCUCCCCUCUCUGCAAACAAGGUUCCAGCAGCACGAACACCAGGUGGCAGCAAACCCCCCCACCCGAGGCUUCAAGGCUGCAACAAGGAGAACGAGCUCCAGUUCAAGGGGACCCCUCUGAGUGGUGCGUUGCAGACUCCACCCUGUCCACAGCGUAACUUCAGCAUAGCCUCUGUUGCCAGCACAUAUUCAGAAUUUGUGAGGGGCUUGGACACUGAAUCUGUUCAGUCAAGCGAGACCUUUCCAAGGCCUCUAACACCAAGGUCCAGCACAACGUCCUGAACUCCACCUCCACCAAACUUUGACCUGUCCACGCUGAGGGUUCAGAUCCCUGUCCCUCUAAUGGAGAUCCGGUCUGACUCUGUCUCGCUACCGCUCCCAGUUAUCAGCUUUUUAUAAGUAAAUGAAGGUAAUAUAUAAUGUGUUAAGACUUUGGACAAGGAAUCGGUCUUCUGCUGCCAUUGCCCAGUCUGUCGUUGGCUGUUUGAGGAAAAAAUUGUUUAUAUUAUAAAUGAAACUAACACUAAAACUAAAGUAAUACACACACGCCUUCCAGAUUUUGCAAUUAGUCAAAUGCACUAACUAAGAUAUUUAUCCAAAACUGCACAAUGUUUUUUUUUUUUUUUUUUAAACUGAAGAAUUCAGCUUUCUGAAGUUUUCUUUCUGGAGACACGACCAAAUGGAUUCAUGAAUAUAUUGCACUUUUUUUUUUCUUUAAUUUUUUUAGAAGAUAUUUUGCCAAAUGUAUUGUCAUUUUACACGGAUUCACACUGUUCCUUCCAAAUCUCUCUUUAUGAAAAUAAGCUUGUGUAUAUAUUUCUGUAUCUCCUGUUUUUCUUUAUAGGAAAAGAUGUUGACUGUUAAGCCUGUUGUAUUGGUGCUUAUGAAUAGUUGAGUCAAACCAGUGGUUCGCUGGCUGAGGUGAUCAAAGAUUGUGAAAAUAAAAUACACUUUUUUUUUUUUAAAU
Molecule: messenger RNA, 2769 nt
Organism: Cololabis saira (Pacific saury)
Lineage: Eukaryota; Metazoa; Chordata; Actinopteri; Beloniformes; Belonidae
Gene: prc1b
Product: protein regulator of cytokinesis 1b
Exons: 15
Coding region: 246-2084 (612 amino acids)
Biological process (GO): mitotic spindle midzone assembly; microtubule cytoskeleton organization
Cellular component (GO): spindle; mitotic spindle midzone; cytoplasm
Molecular function (GO): microtubule binding
Source: RefSeq, a predicted model, not a curated record